Musca domestica (house fly) is the source of this 1732-nucleotide messenger RNA. RefSeq lists its product as uncharacterized. The coding region runs from base 231 to 890 and encodes 219 amino acids. The record is from RefSeq and is a predicted model, not a curated record. NCBI's taxonomy places the organism in Eukaryota, Metazoa, Arthropoda, Insecta, Diptera, Muscidae. The transcript has 2 exons.
UUCUGGAACGGCACAGCAACUGAGACUCCUGGAAUUCGUCAGAAUACUCAUCUUAAAAGCCACAUAUAUAAAUUAUAGAUUCCAGGAAUCUUAUUAGAAAACGUGAAAUCCUCAAUCGGCUCAUUAGCUAAGCAUGUUUUAUUAGGUUUUGUUCAAAGUUUUCUAUCGGAUAAUCAGAUGGAACCAGAAAUACGACGACACACUGAAAUCGAGAAUAAAGGGCAGCCAACAUGAACAUGCAAAAAAGCAAUGAUUAUCUGGCUGAUGCAAAUCUUAAAAAAUGCCAACAACCAGAAGGACGUCCUCAAAACUUUGCUAACAAUUCAAACUCCAGUGGGAGUAAAAAAUCUCGAUUUGAAGAGGUGGAGAUAAAAUUGGAAAAAAUGUUUGCUGGCAUUGAAGAUGAACAAUGCACGAAUUUAAGUAGCAAAAAUGCUACUUCCAAAUGCGAAACGCCAUCUAAGGUUGUACCGGAAAAGCAACCGUUACAAACAAAGGCAGCUGUGAAGUCGACAGAUUGCAGCAUACCACCUCAGAAGCACAUCCAAUCUCACAUAAAAGAAGCAGUGGUGCUGAAAGGCAAGCAUGAUUUGGAUGCCAUUGAUGAGCAGCCCCUAAAACAUUCCCCACAAGUUGAUUGUGCGGCAACAUCAGCAGCUACUCAAUUUUUGGAGGCACGCACCACAAAACAUGUUCCUGCGAUGGUAAAUAAUGAGGGAAAUGUCCAAAAAGGUGCCAAUAACAGUUUUUCCAAAACAAAAAUGAAAAAGAAAAAAGGAAGUUUAAAACUUGGCGGCCAACAGAAACUUAAAAUGCGCAACACCUGCUCCUCUUCGGACAAUGAUAACGAUGCGGAUGACAAUAUCAACAAUGCAAGGAUAUGGAUGUAAAAUACAGAUCUCCCUAUGUUGUCGUUAAACCCGGUGGAGAUGUAUCCGUUGUAAACUCGACCACUACGGACGAUCACAAUGACAAAUCCAUGAAAUUGAAAAAGAAUCAUGAACGCAAAAAUGUCAAAGGAACAUACUCCUCGACAUUGAGUACUAAGUAUGAUGCUGAUACGCCCGACUCAUCGUGGAUAUGUGUUUUUUGUAAGAGAGGACCGCACAAAAAGGGUCUGGGGGAUUUAUACGGACCCUACAUUGCCUCGUUGGAUAUUUAUAAAUAUCGGACAGAAAAUAACAUUGCAAUCGGUGAGAAUGUCAAAAAUAAAGUAGUUGGAGGAAUGCCGAACGCUACUUGUCCAAAUGACCCCAAUACAUCUCUUGUAAGACCCUUGGCCCCCGAAGCCAUGAAGUCAGAAAACCAACUACCCCAAGGAUUUGAACCGUUGCUAGGUGAUAUGAAACGUCCUCUUCAAAAUGGUCUGGCCAAUGAACCCCAAAGCAUGGAGAUAUGGUUCCACGAGGAUUGUGCAAUUUGGGCCCCAAAUCUAUUUUUGGUAGGUUCGAAACUUGUUGGCCUAGAAAGUGCUAUUUGGAAUAGUACACAACACGUUUGUGUCUACUGCAACAAAUCGGGAGCCAUUGUUUGCUGCUUGGAACGUGAAUGUAAGGAGACGGCACAUCCCAUCUGUGCACAGGAAAGCAAUUGGCUUUUAAAUGAGUCGAAGUUGUGGGCGUAUUGUAUAAAGCAUUAUUGAGGGAAAUAAACAUUACUAAGGUAUAAUGAGCGUAAAUCUGUCAGCUCCAAACUGACAUUGACUAAAUAAACAAAAGAAGACUUGAUUGUA